This is a messenger RNA of Trypanosoma theileri, 294 nucleotides long. Its product is annotated as putative phosphatidylethanolaminen-methyltransfer ase-lik e protein. Gene Ontology annotation, biological process: phosphatidylcholine biosynthetic process. The record is from RefSeq and is a predicted model, not a curated record. Gene Ontology annotation, molecular function: S-adenosylmethionine-dependent methyltransferase activity. The annotation marks the transcript as partial. The transcript has a single exon. NCBI's taxonomy places the organism in Eukaryota, Euglenozoa, Kinetoplastea, Trypanosomatida, Trypanosomatidae.
AUGAGUGGAAUGACAUCUUCCAUUGAAUGGCGCUCUAUUGUCGUAGCUGCAGUUGCCAUUGCUGGUCUCCCAACACUGUGGAACCUUAUUGCUCGCAAUGAGUAUCGUCAUCACACACUUGAGCGGCUUACGGGCGGUAAAAAACGUGGGGCGUAUCUUCUCGCUGCGUGGAUAUUUUUUGGUUCAUUUCUGCGGGAUACGGCCUUCAUGCGUGCUAUUGCAGCUAAUCCUUCCCCCCGUAUACUUCCUUUUCUUUCUAUUGUAAAGAGUCACCAAAGUAAUGAUGGUAGUAGU